Molecule: messenger RNA, 1446 nt
Organism: Oppia nitens
Lineage: Eukaryota; Metazoa; Arthropoda; Arachnida; Sarcoptiformes; Oppiidae
Product: BTB/POZ domain-containing protein 9-like
Exons: 1
Coding region: 1-1446 (481 amino acids)
Biological process (GO): adult locomotory behavior; circadian behavior; modulation of chemical synaptic transmission
Molecular function (GO): protein binding
Source: RefSeq, a predicted model, not a curated record
AUGUCUAAACGAUCGCUUGAAUGCCAUUCAACAACAUCUACACCAACAGUCACUGAUGAAGUACACAACAAGAAGUGUAUGACAAUGAAAACACAGCCAAUUAUCAUCAAAAUUGAUCACAAAAAUGAUGAAGACUUCAAUCGCAAUCAACAACUGUUGAAAAACAAACGAUUGGAUGACAACACAACUGACAUCAGGUUUGUUGUCGACAAUAUCGAUAUACCCGCACAUCGAGAGGUGAUUGAAAUCUUAAAGGAUAAGAGACAACUGGUUAGAGAAGCCAUAGAAAGAGAGAGAAGACACGCACAACAAGAGAAUGUAGAAGAAGCGAGUGUUUUCCAAAUGACUGGAACUACUGUCGAUGCUUUCAAAAAACUUCUUGAAUAUAUAUAUUACGGACGAGUCGAGUGCGAACUCUCGGUGGCCAUAGAGUUGGCCUCAACGGCACUUAAACUAAAGUUUCAUCCAUUGGUCGCUACAUUGGCUCAAAACUUGGCGAUUCACAAGAGGUCUUGUCUUAGUAUUCAUUCUGUCGAUGAAUUAUAUCACAUCGCGAAGAGUUCAUUGAAUAAAGAUCUUAUGAAUGGUUGCGUCAAAUUUAUGGACGAAAAGGCCCGCGAUAUCAAUGACGUGUACCGAUUGCGCGAUAUUAUGCCGCGAGACCCGACAAAUGUGUUGAUCUAUAAGUUGGAUAAACUCAGAUAUAAUAAUUAUUUACACUUUCUAUUACCCGAAGAGUGUGAAGUAUGUUUUGAGGUGAGUUUGUCCACGAAUCGCAAGGAUUGGAUUGUUGUCCUCAAAAACAAUGAGAUUUGGACUAAGUUUUGGAAUUGGGUUUACUUUGAGGAAAAACGAAUCAAAUACGUGAAGAUUAUGAUUACAGACUCCAGAAGCUCUUUCAAUAUCCGCGACUUAGUAUUUGAUGAUAACUUUCUCAUCAAACGGGCUAACGUUGAACUUGAAUUUGACAGACAAACGGGUUAUUUGAUCCCAAAACACGAUGUCAGCAAAUAUCCCAUUCGUAAUACUAAACAGUUCUUAGACUUUCAAAAUGGAAUUUUCACGUUUUGCAACUCAAUUGCUUCCCUCAAAGAUAAGGAAACCAAUUAUUAUUACCACAAUAUAGGUGACGGCAAUUUCCUCGAGUUCUAUCUCUCCCAGACAUGUCUUAUAGAUAGAUUCAGAGUACGGCUCUGGGAUUUAGAUAGUCGUACCUAUGAUUUCAAAGUACAAGUCAAAAAUGAAGACGAAGAUGAAUAUAUCGAUAUUAAAGACAAUAAUGACUCUCUAUUUAGAAAAAAGAAUUCCUGGGUUACGGUUGAUCUGAGAGGUCGUCGACCUGUCCGAUGGAUACGCAUAACUGGAUUAAAAGUCACAGUAUCAUCAAAGGACACAGAGUUUGCUAUCAUUGACUUUGAGUGUCCAUCAACUCAACGAGUAUUAUAA